ACGUAAUGACGUACAGGCUGCGUCGUGACGUCACCGCGCACGCGUUCCCCGCCGCGGAAAGAAAGGCCUCAAGAUUAGUCGGAAGGCGACGAUUUCGACAAGGGACGUUGAUUUCUUCCCGCUUCAAACAACAACAACGACAACGACGACAAACUUCGGAUUCCUUCAAGAAACCAAGAAGCCCUCCUCCUCAGAGAAGCGAUGGACGAAGAAGAAAAGGAGGAGGUCGCCGCGCGGACGACCCACACAUUGGCCACGUGGGAGCUGGUGGCGGCUCGCUCCCGCUGCCACCGCCUGCCGCAGCGAGCCCACGGCCAGAAAGACUUCACCCCAGACGGCUCGGCUGCUCAGAGGGAUCAACUGCAGCGCUGCAUGGAGGAGCACUGGCAACUGCUUGGCGAGGAACGCGUGGAGAGACUCGGGAAUCUGGUGCAGACCGAAUGGAUUGCGGAAGAAGAGAAAGUGGAGUUGAAGUCUAAACCUGGCAAGUUCUGGCAGACGAUGGGCCAUAUGGUGAACGGCAGGCAGCUGCUCUACCCAGAGGAGGCCCUCUACCUGCUAGAGUGUGGCUCUAUAGAGCUGAGGGUGCGAGGGCUUCCGCUGUCCAUACAGGAAGGCCAUGAGCUGGCCCUCGCUACCGAAGGCCUCUCGCUCCACCAGUAUCAGGUGUACGCCCAUCUCAAGAGGCUGGGCUAUGUGGUCACGCGCUUCAGACCCGAGAACGUCCCAGCGAGGAACGAGCAGCAGCCGAGUGAGCCGGUCUCCCGGGGAGAGAAACGGCACAAGCGGAAGUGCAGCGGUGAACACCCAGAGGCGGACAGCAAGAGAGAGCGCUGCUCCGCCGCUGACACCGACGCUGCCGCCGCUCACCGGCACUCGAGCCCGGAGGAGCCCGACGCUGGCUCUUCACCGGCACCGGCAGAGGAGGAGCAACCAGCGGCGCCGCCUUGCCGGGGUUUCGGCUUCUCCCCGGCCUUGCCGGUGUCGGGGUCGCCGAGCGCGGUGGACGGGCGCCACCACCGUCGCGUCCGCUCCUGCCGCUGGGACUUCGCGAUGGCGCGGUUCCCGAACGUGGCGCCCGACGACUGCGCGACGAGCCUGCGGGAGCUGCCCGGCCACCUGGUGCCGCCGGGGACCGCCGGGCGCCGCUCCGACGAGGGCCGCUGGGCAGGACGGAUCAAUCUGCACAGAGAGAGGAACCACGGCUGGCGCUACGAGGAGCACAACCCGCACCGCCGCUGGGACGUGGACCGCGACCCUGAAGCGCGCCGCUGCCGAGACUGGGCCGACUUCAAGCAGCUGCUGGCGCGACGGCACGGGCGGCGAGAGGCGGCCGAGUGGGGGCAGCAGCCGCACGGGCGGCCGUCGCGCCAGGACCACGUGGAGCCCCUGACCAAUCCGGCGGUGGCGGCGCGAAGCCACGCCGAGUUGCUGCAGGAGAUAAGCGUUGUGGCGCCCAUGCACAUCCUGGAGGGCGCGUCGCGGCUGCUGCAGGAGGAGGAGGAGGAGGAAGGGAGCGAGGUGAAGGAUAGACGCGGCACGAGUUUCACCAUCAGCUACGACGUCUUCUCGGCUGACAACACAGACUUCAAGAAGACGAGGCCGGGCGUCCCCCUCGCCCGCAUCUGUGUCUGCUGCUUUGAGGACCCGGUCCCCGAUCUCCGGGCGCUGAAGCUCCUGGCGCGACGCGGCGGCGGCGACACCGGCACCACCAGCGACACCACCAGCGGCGUCGGCAGUGACGACACGGUUCUCGUGUUCGGCGUGGUGGAUGCCGGAGACGUCUCCUUCUUCUCGUUCUACGACUUCAAGCUGCCCACCGACGUCCUCGGCUGACCACGGCUGACCACGGCUGCCCACGGCUGCCCACGGCUGACUACGGCUGACCACGGCGUCACGAUGAAAUGCGAAGGCCACGCAAAUUUUUUGUUGGGCCCGAGCCUGCUGCCCCGGGGCUGUCGGCAGCGUAGCGUUUAGCGGGAGGUUCCAAUUUCUUGACGCGCGCAAUUGACGACGAACUUGUGCAAAAACCGUUUGAAACGAGCGGCGUCAUCGGGUAAUUCGCCGUGUAUGAAGCGGCACUAACUAAAGAUUUGACGACACCUCAGGUGGCACCGAUUUCUGAUCUGGCUCGAGGGCUGAUGGUAAAAAAAUUAACCCGUAAAAACAAAGUUUUUCACUGUAAAUCCUUUAUAUGCGUGGCGGCUAGAUUCCUCUCGUCCUCUGGCUUGAGAUGGCUGCCACCUAUCGGUCAGAUGAUUAUCUGGCACCAUUAAGCAAUUGGUAAUUAAAUAUAAUUUAUUUUUUCCUAAAAAGUGUAACAUUUUGGAAAAAAUUUUCAGGAAAAGAAAUGGUCACGCACAACGAGUCUGUGUGCAAAAUGUCAGCUCGAUUGGAUCACGGGAAGUGGGUUAAAAAACGACCGAAAGAUUUGCACGGUCGUAAGUAAGCAAGCAAGUGAACUUAAUAUAAAGGAUUUAAAAAAAGGUGCGUUAGCGGCCAUUAGGAUUAGUUGUCCCAUAAUGCCUUGCAUGUCACGUGACAUCACGGUAAUUUUACGGUUGCCGGUCCGCUGUUGGAAGAAGUUCUGCACACGGUGCAAGCUACCGGGGGGUUGCUUUAGCGCGGGGUUGGCGAUUGAUCGCGAUUAUUCUUCUUGGUUCUUUCGGUAAAGUCACGUAGAAGGGAAAUAAUAAAAUAAUAAAAAUAAAAUAUUAUAAAGUAAUUCUCACGACGUUUCGGCCACAACGCAAGCAGCCGUCCUCAGGUGAAGAC
Messenger RNA from Lethenteron reissneri (Far Eastern brook lamprey), 2775 nucleotides. It is a transcript of the gene TSEN54, whose product is annotated as tRNA splicing endonuclease subunit 54. Gene Ontology annotation, cellular component: tRNA-intron endonuclease complex. NCBI's taxonomy places the organism in Eukaryota, Metazoa, Chordata, Hyperoartia, Petromyzontiformes, Petromyzontidae. The record is from RefSeq and is a predicted model, not a curated record. Gene Ontology annotation, biological process: tRNA-type intron splice site recognition and cleavage.